GCGCACGCAAUCCUUCUUAACUACUACUGGCGGCCAAGCUUAAGCCAGCUCCUCCCAGCACCGACGGCGACGCGCGGCGGCGAGCGACGGCGAUGGAGGCGAGGCCGUGGCUGCUCCGGUCGCUGCCGGUGGCGGCGAUGGUGGCGAUCGAGUGCCUCGACGUGGGCCUGACGACGCUGAGCAAGGCGGCCAUGUCCAGAGGGAUGAGCCGCUUCGUCUUCCUCGUCUACUCCAACGCCCUCGCCUCCCUCCUCCUCCUCCCUGUCUCCAUCAUCCAAAGGGAGAAGAGGCCCCCGCUUACCUUCUCGGUGCUCUGCAAGUUCUUCUUCCUUGCGCUGGUCGGGAUAACGACGAUGCAGAAUUGCGUAUUCGCUGGAGUGAGCUAUAGUUCGCCCACGCUCGCUUCUGCUAUGGGGAAUUUAGUACCCGCUUUCACCUUUUUGCUGGCGGUUAGCUUCAGGAUUGAAAAAUUGAACUUGAGGAGCUCGAGAAGCCAAAUCAAAAUUCUUGGCACCAUGGUGUCCAUUUGCGGAGCCUUAAUCGUGACGCUGUAUAAAGGUCCUGUAAUAGGUGGUGGCAUAUCUGCUAUUCCUUACCCUGAUGAGAGCUUACCAACAACACAACCCAGCAAAGCUUUGUUGGCUGGUGUCCCUAAUUGGGUUAUCGGUGGCAUGUUCCUGGCAGCCGCUAGUUUAUCUUUGGCAACAUGGAAUACGGCUCAGGCAGCAGUUCUGAAAUCGUAUCCAUCAGAGGUGACUUUGGUCUCCUUCUGUUGCUUCUUUGGGACUCUUCAAUCUGCAGUAGUUGCUCUAAUUGCAGAAAGAGAUCUAAAAGCUUGGAAACUAGGGCUCAGUAUUGAGGUCAUUGCAGUCAUCUACACAGCGAUAGUUGGGAAUGUGGUGACCUUUUGCGUUUGUUCCUGGUGCAUACACAAGAAAGGUCCUACUUUUGUGGCAAUGUUUAAACCCUUAAGCAUUGGUAUAGCUGCCAUAAUGGGUGCCAUUUUCCUUGGUGAUGCCCUCCAUGUCGGCAGUGUCGUUGGAGCUGUUGUAAUUGUGGCUGGCUUUUAUGGGGUUAUUUGGGCAAUGUCUCAAGAAGAAGAGGAUGGUAGAAAUUGCACAAGUGGUGAGCUGCAAUCACCUUCCCAGAAAACCCCGUUACUUGAGAGCCACGUGAAUAUAAAUUAAGCUGGUUAGUUUCUUUUCUUUAAGAUUUUUCCUCCAUGUAUGCCGACUUGUGCAAAAUAUUCAAAAUUAUGUGCAAUAAUUAUCUUAGAUCGCAGUACUAGUUCUACUAUCAAGAAGGCGUGCACAUGCAAUGGGGCUGUCCUUAGUACAAGUGUUGACAAGUGGUCAGCUAUUCAUAAAAGCAAUCUUAGAUCGCAGUAUUAGUUCUACUAUCAAGAAGGCGUGCACAUGCAAUAGGGCUGUCCUCAGUACAAGUGUUGACAAGUGGUCAGCUAUUCAUAAAAGCAAUGACCUCAAUCUAGUCUAGGAAUGACCUUGUCCCUCCGUUGGUCCAGAUAGAACUGGCUAGUGCAUUGUGAAGUUGUACUUAUGCAUAUAGAAAAUUGCGAUGUUGCUUUUGUUUUCCCUGAUGAUUGUAAUGCUUUCUAUAAUAAGAAAGGUGGACUGGGCCUUGAUCUUCCUAUUCAUCUUGUAUGAGUUAUUCACGAGCAUAUAGUGAAAAAUGGUGUCCGUAUGUAUUCUGGGGCUCCAGGACGCUUUUCUGUA
Eucalyptus grandis is the source of this 1733-nucleotide messenger RNA. Its product is annotated as WAT1-related protein At5g40240. NCBI's taxonomy places the organism in Eukaryota, Viridiplantae, Streptophyta, Magnoliopsida, Myrtales, Myrtaceae. Gene Ontology annotation, cellular component: plasma membrane. The transcript is spliced from 7 exons. The coding region runs from base 93 to 1187 and encodes 364 amino acids. Gene Ontology annotation, molecular function: transmembrane transporter activity. The record is from RefSeq and is a predicted model, not a curated record.